This is a messenger RNA of Eupeodes corollae, 1208 nucleotides long. RefSeq names its product angiotensin-converting enzyme-like. Gene Ontology annotation, cellular component: plasma membrane. The record is from RefSeq and is a predicted model, not a curated record. Lineage: Eukaryota; Metazoa; Arthropoda; Insecta; Diptera; Syrphidae. Gene Ontology annotation, biological process: proteolysis. Gene Ontology annotation, molecular function: peptidyl-dipeptidase activity; metallopeptidase activity. Bases 6 to 1208 code for a protein of 400 amino acids. The transcript is spliced from 5 exons.
ACAUUAUGAACGAAACUCAACCACUCUAUUUGCAACUUCACGCUUUUAUUCGAAACCAAUUAUACAAAAAAUACGGUUUGAAAAUAAUCAAAGCAAAUGGAGUUAUUCCUGACCAUUUAUUCCGACAAGUUGUAGCUCAAAUUUGGACAAACGCAAGUAUUAUAGAGGAAAUGUUUCCACUGGCUAAGCUUCCACCCUACAAUAAUAUUCUUAAAAAUAACAAUUAUGAUGCCUUGGAACUUUUUAAAACUGCCAAUAAAUUUUACAAAUCUCUUGGAUUUGAUUCUUUACCCGAAACUUACUUGGGCUCUGAUAUAAGAAUGAAUAAGGAAACAGAUGAGGGUGAUUGCAAGCCAACAAUUUAUGACUUUACAAAAAAUGUUUGUAUGUACUUUUGUCAUAAAAUGGACUUCAGGACGUUCCUACAAGCUCAUGGUUAUAUGGGUCAGAUGUAUUAUGCUCAAGAAAAGACCAAUCUUCCAGCUUACUUCUUUGAAGCACACGAUCUUGAGCUAUCAGUUGGAGAAGCAGUAAUUCUUUCAGCAUCGACAUUGGGUCAUUUGAAAACUAUUGGACUUUUAAAUAAUUUUGACAUCACCGAAGAAGUGGAAUUCAAUCGACUCUUAAGGAUGGGUUUUCAUACAUUGCUUAAUAUUCCUCAACAUUUUGUCCAUGCCAAAGUAAUGGCUGACUUUUUCGCUGGUAAAGUUGAAUUGGGUCUUCUCAAUAAACAUUAUUGGAAACUAAUGGACCAGUAUGUUGGAGUUGGACCUCCAUUGAAUCGAGUUAGCAAUACCUAUGAUUUUCCAGUAAAGUUUUAUACUGAACUUAAUGAAAACCGACAAGCAAGAAAGUUCAACUCUGAAGUGUUGGGUUAUCAGUUUUAUAAAAAACUAUGCCAGAUCAGUGGAAAAUAUUCUGAAGAUGAACUUCAUAAAUGUGAUUUCUUUGGCAGCAAGGACGUAGGUGACGCACUUAAAAAAAUGAUGAAACUAGGAUCUUCAAAGAGGAAAAAUGAGGUGCUGAAAACAUUAAUUAAUGAAAAUCCAACAAUAAGUUCCGAUAGCUUACUGGAAUAUUACAAACCUAUGAUGGUUUGGCUAUCUGAGAAAAAUACAGAAGAAAAUGUACAGCUUGGAUGGACACGAUCUAAUAAAAAGGUUAAUCGUGUUAUAAUAGAUUCCGGUGAAGAAUAUGAGGAUGACUAA